AUGGCCUUGAGAAUCAAAGUCUAUGCGAAAUUAUCAAUCAUGUCUAUUAUCCAGAGAAAAAGAAAAGAUGCUUCCGAGAAUCAAGAAAUACCCCUCUGUUCCCAAAACCUGUGUCUAUUCAUUAUCUUGAUGGGAUUAACAUACUUGAUGUUGAAUCAAUCAAAAAAAAGAUGUAGAAUAUUUGGAGAACACCCUCAACACUUAUCUAUACGCCUGCAUUUCCAGCAAGUACCACAAAAGGAUAUCUACCCUUGGUCACUACAUGUAAUAUUUAUCAAGAUAGAUGCUCAUAGAUCACCAUUGGCUGCACUUCCUGGUAUUCUUGUAGCUACAAGCUCUGAUCAAAGGAAAGACUUGAUACAGUUACUACAUCAGAAGACAAUCAUUCGGGCAGCGGGCAGCAAAACAAUAUGCAGAGGACCCUGCCCGAGAUCUUUCCAUUCAAGUUUUAGAAAAAUUCUCUUUUGUGAUAAGAUUUGCCCGGGAAACAACUUCCUAACUCUUGCUGAUGAUCAUGGUCAAAGUCAAAGUCAAGGUCAAGCUAUUCGAGAUGCUAUGGUCUCCCAAAAGGAAAAGAAACUUCUAAUAUUCUGCCUGUCUUUAACUGAGAGGGACUCUUCCUUAAAAAGACUCCAUAACAGAGGAUCUGUCUUAUUUCCCAAUUUACCCCUGCUGUCCCACCAACCUGGUACUGCCAUCGUGGGUAUUUCUGGUCCCCACAGACGUGGGAAUCUUUUUGUGUCUCCUUCUCUGAUAGGUGAACUGCAAUGGGGGGUGCACUACAUAUGCAUAGUGGUCGGUUUAAUAAUUGGACUAAAGAAGGUUUGGGUCGGUGUAUUGGCGCUUAAUAUAACCUUCUUCCAUCUUCCACUCUCCACUCAUUCGCUCAAUGCUCUCCAAAAACAGCCGGAGAUUCAUCCCCAUCUCUGUGAUUCCGCUCCCCUGAGACCCAAACAUGUCUACAAUUCAAAGAAAUUAUCAACAUCAUUAUUCCAAUUCCUUUGACAAAUUCCAUUCAUUACUCUGAACAAGAAAAGGUUUUAGAAACCAAAAAAAGAACUUAUAUGGUGGAGAAAAAGAAAAGAAGAUACACUUGAGAAUCAAG
Messenger RNA from Lactuca saligna, 1105 nucleotides. NCBI's taxonomy places the organism in Eukaryota, Viridiplantae, Streptophyta, Magnoliopsida, Asterales, Asteraceae. The record is from the annotation of a GenBank genome assembly.